AUGGAGAACAACAAUGAUUCCAUUGAGUUUCAAUCAAACUCUAAACGAGCUCGUGUUGAACAACAAGGAUUAGCAUUUCGUGGCCAUGAUGAAUCUAAAGACUCAAGUAAUCAAGGAAAUUUCCGUGAAUUGUUGCGGUUUCUUGCGAAAUAUAAUGAGGAAAUUAACAAGGUAGUCUUAGAAAAUGUUCAUGAAAAUCAUCAAAUGACCACCCCAGACAUUCAAAAAGAAAUAGCAAAUGCUGCAGCAAAUGAAACUCUAGAUGCUAUUUUAAAAGAUCUUGGAGACUCGUCAUUCGCUAUCUUAGUUGAUGAAUCUCGUGAUAUAUUUGUCAAAGAACAAUUGGCUAUUGUUUUGCGUUAUGUUGAUAAGCGAGGAGAUGUGAUUGAACGUUUUUUAGGCAUUAUACAUGUUAGCAAUACUACAACUGCUGUAUUGAAGAUGACAAUUGAGUCAGUUCUUAGCAAGCAUCAUUUAAGUAUUAGCAAAUUGAGAGGACAAGGAUACGAUGGAGCUAGCAAUAUGCGAGGUGAGUUGAAUGGACUUAAAAGACUUAUUUUGAAUGAUAACUCAUCUGUCUAUUAUGUUCAUUGCUUUGCACAUCAACUUCAAUUGACUUUAGUUGCUGUUGUUAAAAAUCACAUCCAAAUUGCAACUUCUUUUAGCUUGGUUAAUAGUAUUUUUAAUGUUGUUGAAGCAUCAUGCAAACGUCGUGAUGCACUUCAUGAAAAACAAACUGCUGAAGUUGUGGAAGCACUACGAAAUAAUGAAAUUUCCACUGGUCGUGGCUUGAAUCAAGAAAUUAAUCUAAAGAGACCUGGAGAUACGCGUUGGAGUUCUCAUUAUGGUGCAGUUGUUAGUUUUAUUUUUAUGUUUUCUUCUGUCAUCGAAACGAUUGAAGAUAUUGUGGAAGAUGGUUUAUAUUCUGAACAGAGAGCAUAA
This is a messenger RNA of Corylus avellana, 942 nucleotides long. Lineage: Eukaryota; Viridiplantae; Streptophyta; Magnoliopsida; Fagales; Betulaceae. The record is from RefSeq and is a predicted model, not a curated record.